Puntigrus tetrazona (Sumatra barb) is the source of this 1054-nucleotide messenger RNA. RefSeq names its product peptidylprolyl isomerase Fa (gene ppifa). Gene Ontology annotation, molecular function: peptidyl-prolyl cis-trans isomerase activity. The coding region runs from base 110 to 679 and encodes 189 amino acids. The transcript has 6 exons. The record is from RefSeq and is a predicted model, not a curated record. Lineage: Eukaryota; Metazoa; Chordata; Actinopteri; Cypriniformes; Cyprinidae. Gene Ontology annotation, biological process: protein peptidyl-prolyl isomerization; protein folding.
UAGAAGAACAAGUCACGUGUUGUGUGUACGGUAGUGUGUACGCCAGUUAUAACCUUGACUGCUGACUGUUAUAUGUAUUCGUUUAUGGGUUUUCAGAACUGUAACGAGAAUGUUACAGAUGAAAAAUCGUAUGAAAUAUUGCUCUGUCGCAAUCGCUGCGAACAGACUGGUUUCAGGACCGGUGAAGAACCCUAUUGUCUUUAUGGACAUAGCAGCUGACGGCGAGUUCAUUGGAAGAAUUAUUAUUGAGCUUUAUGCUGAUGUUGUACCCAAAACAGCUGCAAAUUUCCGGGCCCUUUGUACAGGAGAGCAUAGCUUUGGAUACAAGGGCUCAGUUUUUCAUAGAAUCAUCCCUGAGUUCAUGUGUCAGGGUGGAGAUUUCACUAAUCAUAACGGCACUGGUGGAAAGUCUAUUUAUGGAAAGAAAUUUAACGAUGAGAAUUUCAAGCUGAAACACACAGGGCCAGGUGUCCUGUCUAUGGCGAACUCUGGGCCAAACACAAAUGGAUCCCAGUUUUUCAUCUGCACUGCAAAAACAGAAUGGCUCGAUGGCAAGCAUGUUGUUUUCGGGCAGGUCAAGGAGGGAAUGGAGACAGUCUCAGUAAUGGAGUCCUUCGGCCUACAUGAUGGAGGAACUGUGAAGAAGAUUGUCAUCACAGACUGUGGAGAACUCAAGUAACCAUGAUGUGCAUUCAUUUCAAUGUGGUCACAACAAAACUGCUUAUGCAUGUAUUUUAUUAUUAUUAAUAUAUUUUUUUUACGUUUGUUACAAAAGUACCUAUUGCCAUUGUGUCAGUCCAUUAAGGUGUUUUAUGCUUACUAAGUAAGCAAAUGACUCCGCAAGUAUGGUAAAUACUUAACCCUACACAACUAAUCUUGCGCAUGCCAUGGUCAAACGCCAUGGGCUGUAAGGAAAUUUAUACUGUUAAAGCCUCUUUUUUCGUCGGGUUUUGAAAUUAGGAUAAAAGCUAUACAGAGAUUGUUUACCUUCUAAGAACCAUGCCAGAGAAACCCCGGGAGGUUUUUUAAAUAAAUAAAUUACACAUGAAACUGG